Guillardia theta CCMP2712 is the source of this 318-nucleotide messenger RNA. RefSeq lists its product as hypothetical. Gene Ontology annotation, biological process: transmembrane transport. Bases 1 to 318 code for a protein of 105 amino acids. The transcript has a single exon. The record is from RefSeq and is a predicted model, not a curated record. NCBI's taxonomy places the organism in Eukaryota, Cryptophyceae, Pyrenomonadales, Geminigeraceae.
AUGGAGGAGGAGAGCUUUCGUCAGAUCCUGUCGCAUGAGACGGAGAUCGAAGCCGAGCUGCUCUUCGACUACAAGUUCCCUCCCCCCAAGAGGGUCGGCAUGCUCAAGUGGAGGCCGUCAGACGCGUACCUGGAGACAGGAUGGGAGGACGAGCCCCCUCAGUUGCGCGAGCAGACGGCAAGAACGCUCAAGUUCAUGCUAGCAGGGAUAACGGCGGGAGCUGUGAGCCGAACCAUGACGGCGCCGCUGGACCGAGUGAAGAUCCUCAUGCAGGCAGGAGAAGAGGAGGGGAGGCAGGAUUGUGAUGACAUCGCUUGA